Molecule: messenger RNA, 6645 nt
Organism: Athene cunicularia (burrowing owl)
Lineage: Eukaryota; Metazoa; Chordata; Aves; Strigiformes; Strigidae
Gene: MYO7B
Product: myosin VIIB
Exons: 49
Coding region: 174-6641 (2155 amino acids)
Cellular component (GO): myosin complex; cytoskeleton
Molecular function (GO): ATP binding; cytoskeletal motor activity; protein binding
Source: RefSeq, a predicted model, not a curated record
CUGUGUGAAGGUGUAUAAUGACACAGAUCCCAGAUCCCCACUGGUCUGCCUCUCUGUACAACCUCCUGAACUGGCUGGAAUGAAAUAAGCCUUUCCCUGAGGGACAGAAUGCUCAAGACAACCAAGGAAUGCACUUGGAAAUCCUUUGCUGGUUAUAUCCAGUGAUCUAAAACAUGAUGGUUUUCAGGAAGGGUGAUCAUGUGUGGCUGGACACUCAAUCAAACAGUGAAUUUAAUGUCCCUAUUGGGGCAGUUGUGAAGGACUCUGACUCAGGACGGAUACUGCUGGAGGAUGAUGAAGGCAAGGAACACUGGAUCACAGCUCGGAACAUGCACAUGGUACACCUGAUGCACCCCUCCUCUGUCCAAGGGGUGGAAGACAUGAUCAACCUUGGGGAUCUCCAUGAAGCAGGCAUGGUACACAACCUCCUCAUCCGCCACCAGGAGCAAAAAAUCUAUACUUACACAGGAUCAAUCUUGGUAGCAGUGAAUCCAUACCAGCUGCUGCCCCUCUACACAGUUGAUCAGAUCAGACUGUACUGUAACAAGAGGAUUGGAGAGCUACCACCUCAUGUCUUCGCCAUCGCAGACAACUGUUACUUCAAUAUGAAGAGGAAUAAGAGAGACCAGUGCUGUGUAAUCAGUGGAGAAUCUGGAGCUGGGAAGACUGAAAACACAAAGUUAAUACUACAGUUUUUGGCAGCUGUCAGUGGCCAGCAUUCCUGGAUAGAGCAGCAAAUCCUAGAGGCCAACCCCAUUCUGGAAGCUUUUGGAAAUGCCAAGACAAUUCGAAAUGACAAUUCAAGCCGCUUUGGGAAAUACAUUGAUAUUCACUUCAACCAAAAUGGUGUGAUAGAAGGAGCCCGGAUAGAACAGUUUCUUCUGGAGAAGUCCCGGGUUUGCCGGCAGGCUCCAGAGGAGAGGAACUAUCAUAUCUUCUACUGCAUGCUAAUGGGGAUGAAUACAGAGCAGAAAAAGAUGCUGAAUCUGGGCACUGCUUCAGAGUACACUUAUCUCACUAUGGGCAACUGCAUGUCCUGUGAUGGCCGGAAUGAUGCGAAGGAUUAUGCCCACAUCCGCUCAGCUAUGAAGAUCCUCAUGUUCUCAGAUUCUGAGAACUGGGACAUCAGCAAGCUGCUGGCUGCCAUCCUGCACCUAGGGAAUGUAGAGUUUGAAGCGGCUGUGUAUGACAACUUGGACUGCUCUGAUGUGAUGGACUCACCACACUUUUCAGUCGCAAGCAAAUUGCUUGAGGUGGACUCCAGUGAACUUCAGAACAGCCUCACAAACCUCUCCAUCAUUGUUCGAGGAGAAAGUGUGUCCAGGCCUCUCAACAUAGUUCAAGCUGCAGAUGGGAGGGAUGCCUUUGUGAAGGGUAUAUAUGGACGGAUUUUCCUGUGGAUAGUGAACAAGAUCAACUCAGCCAUUUUCAACCCAACUUCUCAAAAGCCUAAAAACAGAUAUCAGUCCAUUGGGCUGUUGGACAUUUUUGGGUUUGAAAACUUCAGCAACAACAGCUUUGAGCAGCUCUGCAUUAACAUUGCCAAUGAGCACCUUCAGCAGUUCUUCGUGCACCAUGUCUUCAAGCUGGAGCAAGAGGAAUACCUUGCGGAGCACAUUGCCUGGAAUAACAUUGACUUCACUGAUAACCGCCAGGCUCUGGAAGUCAUCGCACUCAAGCCUAUGAAUAUCAUCUCCCUCAUUGAUGAAGAAAGCAAGUUCCCAAAGGGCACAGAGGCCACUAUGCUUGUGAAAAUCAAUUCCCUCCAUGGCAAAAGUAAAGUCUACAUCCCACCUAAGAGUGACCACGACACCAAGUUUGGAAUCAAUCAUUUUGCUGGGAUUGUCUUUUAUGAAUCAAAAGAUUUCCUGGAGAAAAAUCGGGAUACUCUGAGUGCUAAUGUAAUGCAAGUGGUUCAUUCCUCCAAAAACAAAUUCCUGAGAGAGAUUUUCCAGGUGGAAACAACCCCACCUAGUCUGGGACGUGGGACCAUCCGGCAUCUUGGAUCUGACCAUGCCUACAAGUCUUUAUCCCAAUGUGGCUUUCUGCUGUCCAGAACAUCUGGCCAUGGACAGGGCGCAGAUACCACCAAACGGCUCUCUACUCUGGGAGGACAGUUCAAGCAAUCCCUGGAAAAACUAAUGAAAAUCCUUGAGCAGUGCCAGCCAUACUUCAUCCGCUGCAUCAAGCCAAAUGACUACAAGAAACCACUGUUGUUUGACCGGGAGUUGUGUAUCAAACAGCUGCGAUAUUCAGGGAUGAUGGAAACCAUUCAAAUCAGGAAAUCUGGCUACCCGAUUCGCUACAGCUUUGAGGAAUUCUUUGAGAGAUACAGAGUUCUCUUGCCAUGGUCUGUUCGAGAACAGCUGAAGAAUGAUGCUCGACAGAGCUGUAUCCACAUCUCCGAAGCAGUGCUGGGCAAGGAUGAAAGCUGGCAAGCUGGAAAGACCAAGAUUUUCCUUAAAGAUCAUCAUGAUACAGUAUUGGAACUGCAACGCCAAAAUAUACUCACAGGCAAGGUUCUUCUUAUCCAGAAGGUGAUGAGAGGAUUGAAAGACAGGAAGCAUUUUCUGAAACAGAGGAAGUCUGCUGUAGCCAUACAGUCAGCCUGGAGAGGCUACUGCUGCCAGAAGGAUUUCAGAAUGGUUAUGCUGGGUUUUGGGCGCCUGCAGGCGCUGUGCCGGAGCCGGCAGCUUGCUAAACAGUAUGAAGCAACACGGGCUUAUAUCAUCAGGCUUCAAGCCAUGUGCCGUGGUUAUCUAAUGCGUCAAAAGAUAGCAGAGCAGAAGAAAGCUGUAUGUGUUAUACAGGCAUAUGCAAGGGGCAUGUUGACACGCCGAAUCUUCCAGAGGAUGACAAGGGAGGAACACCUGACUACUCUGGAGAGAGAGGAGGCAGAAGCAAGACAAAGGAGGAAUGUUCUUGCCAAUAAACCAACAAAUCAUGAUGUUCUGAGUGACCAAGAAAUGGUGGACAAAAUUUUUGGGUUUUUACCUUCUAUGAUUGGAGGCCAAGAAGGACAGGCUCCUCUGGGCUUUGAGGACUUGGAAACAAAGUCUAACAAGCUGAAUGAGGUGGACCUGGACAUGGUUCCCAUGAGCGUGGAGCUAGAAGAGGAAGCAGAUGGCUUGGAAGAGUACACCUUCCCAAAGUUUGCAGCUACUUAUUUCCAGGGGUCUUCUACACAUACACAUAUCCGGAGACAGCUGCGGCACCCGCUACUCUACCAUGAGGACAAGGACAAUGUCCUGGCUUCUCUAGUUGUGUGGGUUAUCAUCCUGAGGUUCAUGGGGGACCUGCCAGAGCCAGCAAUGUUUGCCAAGAAUGCCACCACCAACAGUGGCUCCAUGAUGACACAUAUAUAUGACACACUUGGCAGGAAAAACCAGGUCCAGUUCAGGAAUGACAGCCCAAAUAUGAGAGAAAGCGGAAAGUAUAACAAGAUUUCAAAGGGGAUCUCUUCCCUGAAGCUGAAACGGUCAUCCAAGUUGACAGGGAAGGUAACAGACCAGCUGAGAAGUGGAGAAGAGGCUUUCCAAGAGGACAGCUCGAUCUCCGAAAGACCUAUGUCCAACCUAGAAAAAGUGCACUUCAUUAUUGGCAAUGCAAUUCUGCGUCCUGAUAUCAGAGAUGAGAUUUAUUGCCAGAUUUGCAAACAACUCACUGAAAACAGCAACAGGAGCAGCUAUGCUCGAGGCUGGAUCCUUCUGUCACUUUGCCUUGGCUGCUUUCCUCCUUCAGACACAUUUGUGAAGUACCUGUUGAAUUUCAUCCACCAUGGCCCCACAGGCUAUGCACCAUAUUGUGCCGAACGUCUGAGACGUACCUACAUCAAUGGAGCACGGACUGAACCUCCGAGCUGGCUGGAACUUCAGGCAACAAAGCAGAAGAAACCCAUUAUGUUUAAUGUCACCCUGAUGAACGGCCAAAGCAUCACUGUCCCUGCAGACUCUGCUUCCACUGCCAAAGAGAUCUGUCAGUUCAUAGCAGAUAAAACCAAACUGAAGGAUGUGUUUGGUUUUUCACUGUACAUUGCUGUGUUUGAUAAGGUCUGGUCACUGGGUGGGGGACGAGAUCAUGUCCUGGACGCCAUCUCUCAGUGUGAACAGCUAGUGAAGGAGCGGGGCACACAUGAGCGCAAUGCACCCUGGCGGCUCUACUUCCGAAAGGAAAUCUUCACCCCCUGGCACAACUCCCAGGAGGAUCCUAUCAGCACUGAUCUCAUUUACCACCAAGUCAUUCGUGGCAUCCGGUUUGGAGAGUACCGUUGUGAGAAGGAGGAGGAUUUGGUGGAGAUAGGUGCAAAAUAUUGUUACAUCCAGUUUGGAGAUUCCAUCCACAAUGAACUUGUGCAGAAGGCGCUCCAUGAUUGUAUUCCAGUGAAACAGCUGAAGUCCAAGCCCCUGGAAAAGUGGGUGAGCCUUAUAACCUAUGCACAUGCAAAGGCCCCAUACACACAGGACCAUCUCUCCCGUCAGACUGUGAAGGAACAACUUGUAGAUUUUGCUCGCUUUCAGUGGCCUUUGCUUUUUUCACGAUUCUUUGAAGUCACUAAAUUUUCAGGACCCAGCUUGCCCAAGAACCACUUUAUUGUUGCCGUAAAUUGGAAAGGUAUCUGCUUCUUGGAUGAGUCAGAAAAGCGGCUCCUUGAGCUGACCUUCCCAGAGAUAACUGGCAUCCACACCAACAGGGCAGUGAAGUCAUUUGGACAGAGCUGCACUCUCAUCACACUUCGUGCCGAGGAGUUUGUCCUGACAUCUGUCAACAGUGUUGUCAUUGCUGAACUGGUGGUCAUGUUCCUGGAAGGACUGAAGAAGAGAUCACGGUUCGCUGUGGCAAUGCAUGAGAAAAAAUCUCAAGAAGACCCUGCCAUCCUGUCCUUCAAGAAGGGAGACUUGCUAAUCUUCACUGAAGACAAAAGGCUGGAUGCAAACUCUGGCUGGAUCUGUGCCCAGAAUGAAAGGACAAGCAAAACAGGGAAUGUAUUUUUGGAAGAGAUCUACAUCAUUCCUUCCCUCACAAAACCCUCUAGCCAAGUGCUGAGUUUGUUAAUGAUGUCUCCAGACCAGAGGAGGACAGCUUCACAGAACUCCUACAUGGAUGAACCUGAUGAAGAGGAUCUCGAAGUAAAGCCUUACACCCUGGAGGAGUUCUCCUAUGAACACUUCAGGACUCCUGAGAAGGAAUCAAUCAGCAAAACUGUUCUCCAGAAAUCCCGUGGGCGCAGUCAACUGUGGGCACACUCUAAGGAGCCCUUGAAACAGCCCUUGCUGAAGAGAGCAUGCACUGACCCUGAUCUUCGGGAUUUGGCCUGCCAGGCCUUCAUUGCCAUCAUGAAAUUCAUGGGAGACUAUCCCUCAAAACAGACACACUCCUCUGUGGAAGUCACUGACCAGAUAUUUGUAGCAGCUAUCCAGGAGGAGGUUCUGCGGGAUGAGAUCUACUGUCAGAUUAUGAAGCAACUGACUGAGAAUAGAAACAGGUACAGCAUGACCAAGGGCUGGCAGCUCCUUUGGCUCUGCACUGGCCUGUUCCCACCCAGCAAGUCACUGCUGAAACAUGCCCAGAAGUUCAUGGAGACACGUCAGAAAGAAAGACUGGCCCUGGAGUGCAGUCGGAGGAUUCAGACAGUGAUGAGGAGUGGCUCCAGGAAGUGGGCACCUCAUCCCGUGGAGGUUGAGGCCAUCUUACAGAACAACACUAAGAUCUCACACAAGAUUUGCUUCCCCAAUGAAACAGAACAGACAUUUGAUGUGGGAACAAACACCAAAAUCCGGACUCUGUGUCAGAAAAUUGCUUCCAAAUUGCAGCUGAGUUCCUGGGAAGGUUUCAGCCUCUUUGUGAAGAUUGCAGACAAGGUGAUCAGUCAGAAUGAAGCAGACUACUUCUUUGACUCACUAAGGCAGGUGACAGACUGGAACAGAAGGAACAAACCAGGGAAAGAUGGGGCUGUGUCUGUGGCUUAUGACGUGUACUUCAUGAGAAAGCUGUGGCUGAAUGUAACUCCUGGGAAGGACAUGAAGGCUGACUGCAUUUUUCAUUACCACCAGGAGUUGCCGAAGUACCUCCGAGGCUACCACAAGUGUUCCAAGGAUGAGGCUGUCCAGCUGGCAGGGCUCAUUUAUAAAGUGCGCUUCAACAAUGACCGCACACAGCUGGCAACUAUCCCCAAAAUCCUGAAGGAGCUGGUGCCAGACAACCUGCUCCGAGCUAUCUCACUAGAUGAGUGGAAGAAGAGCAUUAUUGCAGCAUAUAGUAAACAUGAAGGAAAAACUGUGGAUGAGGCCAAGAUUGCCUUCUUGAAAAUGAUACACCGGUGGCCAACGUUUGGAUCAGCCUUCUUUGAGGUGAAGCAAACCUCGGAGCCAAAUUUCCCAGAGAUUGUGCUGAUUGCAAUCAACAAGCAGGGAGUCUCACUGAUACAUCAGAAGACAAAGGAUAUUUUAACAGUCUACCCCUUCAAUAAAAUCUCCAAUUGGAGCAGUGGGAGUACAUACUUUCACAUGACAAUAGGGAACCUGGUACGAGGAAGCCGGAUCUUAUGUGAGACAUCUCUGGGUUACAAAAUGGAUGACCUGUUAACAUCCUAUGUACGCCUGCUCAUGAAUGCUGUAAACAAGCAAAAGACACUCUCAGCCUGAGAGC